Molecule: messenger RNA, 1384 nt
Organism: Echinops telfairi (small Madagascar hedgehog)
Lineage: Eukaryota; Metazoa; Chordata; Mammalia; Afrosoricida; Tenrecidae
Gene: ZNF579
Product: zinc finger protein 579
Exons: 3
Coding region: 1-957 (318 amino acids)
Source: RefSeq, a predicted model, not a curated record
AUGGGCGACGCCCCGCUGCCAGCACCCCCCACCCAGGCUCCAGCCCCACCUGCGGCUGCGCCCCGGGUCCCCUUCCACUGCAGCGAGUGUGGCAAGAGCUUCCGCUACCGCUCGGACCUGCGGCGCCACUUCGCGCGGCACACGGCGCUCAAGCCCCACGCGUGUCCGCGCUGCGGCAAAGGCUUCAAGCACAGCUUCAACCUGGCCAACCACCUGCGCUCACACACCGGCGAGAGGCCUUACCGCUGCUCUGCCUGCCCCAAGGGCUUCCGGGACUCCACAGGCCUGCUCCACCACCAGUGCGAGAAGCUGUUCCGCUCGCCGCGCGACCUGGAGCGGCACGUGCUGGUGCACACGGGCGAGAAGCCGUUCCCGUGCCUGGAGUGCGGCAAGUUCUUCCGCCACGAGUGCUACCUCAAGCGGCACCGGCUGCUGCACGGCAGCGAGCGGCCCUUCCCCUGCCACAUCUGUGGCAAGGGCUUCAUCACGCUCAGCAACCUCUCGCGCCACCUGAAGCUGCACCGAGGCUGCCAGCGCGAGUUCAAGCGCCUGGCCGACCUGGCCCGGCACGCGCAGGUGCACGCGGGCGGCCCCGCGCCUCACCCCUGCCCCCGCUGCCCGCGCCGUUUCUCGCGCGCCUACAGCCUCCUGCGCCACCAGCGGUGCCACCGGGCCGAGCUGGAGCGCGCCGCCGCCCUACAGGCGCUCCAGGCCCAGGCGCCACAGCCCCCUCCGCCCCUGCGCGCAGAGCAGGAAGAACCCGAGCUGCCGCUGUCCGUCUCCAACAUCAAGGAGGAACCCCCCUCUCCGGGGACCCCUGCCCGGUCUCCACCCGCGCCCCCCGUAUUUCUCAGCGCCUCCUGCUUCGACAGUCAAGACCACUCCGCCUUCGAGAUGGAGGAGGAAGAGGUGGACAGCAAGGCCCACCUGCGCGGGUUGGGGGGCCUGGCUUCCUGACCCUCACAGUGGUCGCCACCCCCACCCCCACCCCUUUGAGCUCCCUCCGGGUUUGCAAUAUGGAGGAGGGGAAUUGAAGGCAAGGUCCCUUUUCCACUCUCCCACCUGUCUGUCCCCUCCCCCCCUGACACUAAGGAGGUGUCCUGCACUGCCAGGCCCACCCCAGGGACACCUCCCACCCCACGCUGGUUAGAAACCCCUCACUCCAACACGUGUCUUGAGGCAGGAUAGGCUUGGAGAAGGAGAGACCGGACAACUGACUGAGGGACAGAGGCCGGUAGGGGACCCCCUGCCGGCGGCCACACCCACCCACACACUGGACACCAUCACGCUCUUUGGAACGGCCAGACCUGGGGGUCCCCAGUGGGCAAAGGUUCAUCCCUGUCCCUUUGUCUGUCUGAAUAAAUGUGCGUCUGUGGAACGUGAA